This is a messenger RNA of Rodentolepis nana, 891 nucleotides long. The record is from the annotation of a GenBank genome assembly. NCBI's taxonomy places the organism in Eukaryota, Metazoa, Platyhelminthes, Cestoda, Cyclophyllidea, Hymenolepididae.
AUGAAAGUUGAAGCUCUUGAUGUGCAGCAUUUUACUGGAUUAGGCUUGUUUUACCUACCAUUUCUCUACUUUUAUGAUAUUCCGAAAGCGAAAUCGAAGUUGACAGAUAUUCUUAUAACACCCUUCAGGGCUCUUGUGAAACUUGAAGAUGGUACUUGUGACGCGAACUCUAUACCCUGCUGGAUACGGGGUGAUAAUGAGAGGUCUAACAAGAAAACUGACACGGUAAUAGUGACCAAGCAGCCUCCUUUGAUGCCCCGGAAUUACUCGGGACCCGACCACUCAGAGACAAGACGGGGCAGAAAACUUGCUUGUUGCACGGGUCUUUCGAUGGACUUACUUAUUGAACUCAUGAAGGAUUUGAACUUUGAGGUGGAACUCUACGAAGUCUAUGAUCGUCUUUGGGGUGGUUGGACCAAAGACGGUUGGAAUGGCUUGGUGCGAGAACUAAUGGACCAAAAGGCAGAUAUGGCCAUUACAUCUCUAAAAAUAACACCAAAUCGCUCGGAGCAGAUUGAUUUCAGCGUACCGUUUCUUGAAACUGGCAUUGCAAUCACUGUUGCGUUAAGGGAAGGCGCUAUCUCACCAACAGCUUUCUUGGAGCCCUACGAUUAUCAAUGUUGGUGCAUUAUUCUCCUCUUCAGCGUCCAUGCCUCUGGAGCUGCCAUAUAUCUCUAUGAGUGGUUAUCACCUGUUGGACAGGAUCGAGGGAGACUCAUUACUCCAGACAUCUCUCUUGUAAUUGCAUUAUUCAAUUACGAAACUCUACGAGAGCAUGGUUCAGCAAACUGUCUUAUGCUUCUGGGUGGCUACAAGUCAUCGGCCUCUUCCCUCCUGGAAGCCGAAGAAUCAAUAGCAAUUUGCAUGGAAGCUAAUUCAAGUCCCAAUUGA